ACGUCACUACUUCCGUCACCAAAACAAACCCCGUCCUCGAUACGCGCCUCACAAACAUCUUCGUGGAUUAGGCUACUGACGGACGCUGCGAAGCCUCGACACAGAAGGACACAUCACUAACAGGAGAAGCUCAUUGUGCUCUGUGGAGAAAGGCCUCAAAGUGAUGACUUUUAUAGAAUGAGCUACAUAAAGAAAUGAGGGGAAAGGCGGAACUCCCCUCACAGGCAGAAUGAAAGCAGAGCAAGAGGAGGAACUUUCUCCUUUCAUGGAAAACGAGCGAAGACACAAACUACUGUAUGCUGCUUUUAACCCUGAAGUCCGACUGAACAGAUUAGAUGUCCAGCAGCUGUUGGUUAAAGAAGAGGUCCCCCCUGAGUGGAGCCCCAGCCUGGACCAGAAGGACCCAGAGCUCCUCCAGAUUAAAGGGGAACAGGAAGAACUCCGGAUCAGUCCAGAGGGAAAGCAGCAUAAUGGUCUGGAGGAGGCCGAUAUCACCAGGUUUCCAUUCACUGUGGUUCCUGUGAAGUGUGAAGAUGAAGAAGAGAAAUGUGAGUGUUCACUGCUUCAUCACAGCCAAGUGGAGGACAACAGAGAGGCAGAGCAUCCAGCCAGCAGCUCAGCUGUGCAGAUAAAACCAGAAACUGAUGGAGAGGACUGUGGAGGAUCAGAACCAGCCAGGAAGAGAGAGCCAGACAGUCAUUCACAACCAAACACUGAUGAUGAAAAGAAUUCAGUCUCUCCUGAGACUGAAAUUCAUAACAAUGACUGGCAAGACCCUUUGUCAGAUUCUGAACUUGAACCUGAAGACAGUGAUGAUGACUGGAUGGAGACCAGGUCACCUGAGUCUGCUGUUAAUGCUCUGAAAUAUGAGGAAACUCCUGUAAGUGAUGUGACAUGUAACACUGAGAAAAAGUCCUUUAGCCUCACCAGCAGCUUGGAUAGUAAAAAAUGUUUUAGAGAGAAGCAAAAGUCGAACACCCAGACCAGAGUCCCCUCAGGAGAGAAACGAUUUGGUUGUGAUAAUUGUGGGAAAAGAUUUACACAGCAGGGAAAUCUGAAGUCACACAUGAGAAUUCACACAGGAGAGAAACCAUUUGGUUGUGAUGUUUGUGGAAAAAGAUUUACAGAACAGGGAAGUCUGAAGAAACACAUGAGAAUUCACACAGGAGAGAAACCAUUCGGUUGUGAUGAUUGUGGGCAAAGAUUUACACAUCAGGGAAGUCUGAUGUCACACAUGAGAAUUCACACAGGAGAGAAACGAUAUGGUUGUGAGGAAUGUGGGAAAAGAUUUAGACAUCGGGAAAAUCAGAAGAGACACAUGAGAAUUCACACAGGAGAGAAACCAUUUGGUUGUGAGGAAUGUGGGAAAAGAUUUGCAAGUCAGGGAAGUCUGAAGUCACACAUGAGAAUUCACACAGGAGAGCAACCAUUUGGAUGUGAUGUUUGUGGGAAAAGAUUUACAGAGCAGGGAAGUCUGAAGAAACACAUUAGAAUUCACACAGGAGAGAAGCCGUUUGGUUGUGAUGAUUGUGGGAAACGAUUUAUACGGAGGGCCCAGUGGAAUUUACACAUGACAGUUCACACGGGAGAGAAACCAUUUGGUUGUGAUGAUUGUGGGAAAAGAUUUAUAGAGCAGGGAAGUCUGAAGAAACACAUGAGAAGACACACAGGAGAGAAACCAUUUGGUUGUGGUGAAUGUGGGAAAAGAUUUACAGAAAAUGGAAGUCUUAAGAGACACCUGAGAGUUCACACAGGAGAGAAACCAUUUGGUUGUGAUGCUUGUGGGAAAAGAUUUACAGACCAGGGAAUUCUGAGGAAGCAUGUGAGAAUUCAUGCAGGAAAGCAAAUUUUAACCAACACCUGGUGUCCCUCUCACAUGAAGAGUUACUCACUGCUGCCCCUCAGUGGUGAGGACAGAAAUGAGGGGAAAGGCAGAACUCCCCUAACAGACAGAAUGAAAGCAGAGCAAGAGGAGGAACUUUCUCCUUUCUUGGAAAACGAGGGACGACACAAACUACUGCAUGCUGCUUUUAACCCUGAAGUCCGACUGAACAGAUUAGAUGUCCAGCAGCUGUUGGUUAAAGAAGAGGUCCCCCAUGAGUGGAGCCCCAGCCUGGACCAGAAGGACCCAGAGCUCCUCCAGAUUAAAGGGGAACAGGAAGAACUCCGGAUCAGUCCAGAGGGAGAGCAGCAUAAUGGUCUGGAGGAGGCCAAUAUCACCAGGUUUCCAUUCACUGUGGUUCAUGUGAAGUGUGAAGAUGAAGAAGAGAAAUGUUCACUGCUUCAUCACAGCCAAGUGGAGGACAACAGAGAGGCAGAGCGUCCAGCCAGCAGCUCAGCUGUGCAGAUAAAACCAGAAACUGAUGGAGAGGACUGUGGAGGAUCAGAACCAGCCAGGAAGAGAGAGCCAGACAGUCAUUCACAACCAAACACUGAUGAUGAAAAGACUUCAGUCUCUCCUGAGACGGAAAUCCAUUAUGGUGACUGGCAAGACCCUUUGUCAGAUUCUGAACCUGAACCUGAAGACAGUGAUGAUGAUUGGAUAGAGACCAGGUCACCUGAGUCUGCUGUGAAUGCUCUGAAAUAUGAGGAAGCUCCUGUAAGUGAUGUGACAUCUAACACUGUGAGAAAGUCAUUUAGCCUCACCAGCAGCUUGGAUAGUAAAAAAUGUUUUAGAGUGAAGAAAAAGUCGAAUACCCAGACCAGAGUCCCCUCAGGAGAGAAACGAUUUGGUUGUGAUAAUUGUGGGAAAAGAUUUACACAGCAGGUAAAUCUGAAGUCACACAUGAGAAUUCACACGGUAGAGACAAAAUAUGGUUGUAAGGAAUGUGGGAAAAGAUUUAGACAUCGGGAAAAUCUGAAGAGACACAUGAGAAUCCACACAGGAGAGAAGCCAUUUGGUUGUGAGGAAUGUGGGAAAAGAUUUGCAAGGCAAGGAAGUCUGAAGUCACACAUGAGAAUUCACACAGGAGAGAAACCAUUUGGUUGUGAUGUUUGUGGGAAAAGAUUUACAGAGCAGGGAAGUCUGAAGAAACACAUGAGAAUUCACAGAGGAGAGAAAAGAUUUGUUUGUGAUGAUUGUGGAAAAAGAUUUACACACCAUGCAAGUCUGAAGUCACACAUGAGAAUUCACACAGGAGAGAAACCAUUUGGUUGUGAUGUUUGUCGAAAAAGAUUUAGAGAGCAGGGAAGUCUUAAGAGACACAUGAGAAUUCACACAGGAGAGAAACCAUUUGGUUGUGAUGAUUGUAGGCAAAGAUUUACACAUCAGGGAAGUCUGAUGUCACACAUGAGAAGACACACAGGAGAGAAACCAUUUGGUUGUGGUGAAUGUGGGAAAAGAUUUAGAGAUCAGCAAAAUCUGAAGAAUCAUAUGAGAGUUCACACAGGAGAGAAACUAUUUAGUUGUGAUGAUUGUGGGAAAAAGUUUACACAACACGGAAGUCUUAAGAGACACCUGAGAAUCCACACAGGAGAGAAACAAUUUGGUUGUGAGGAAUGUGGGAAAAGAUUAGCAAGUCUGGGAAGUCUGAAGUCACACAUGAGAAUUCACACAGGAGAGAAACCAUUUGGUUGUGAUGUUUGUGGGAAAAGAUUUACAGAGCAGGGAAGUCUGAGGAAACAUAUGAGAAUUCACACAGGAAAGAAACCAUUUGGUUGUGAUGAUUGUGAGAAAAGAUUUACAGAGCAGGGAAGUCUGAAGAAACACAUUAGAAUUCACACAGGAGAGAAACCAUUUGGUUGUCAUGAUUGUGAGAAAAGAUUUACAGAGCAGGGAAGUCUGAAGAAACACAUGAGAAUUCACACAGGAGAGCACCCAUUCGGUUGUGAUGUUUGUGGGAAAAGGUUUACAGAGCAGGGAAGUCUGAAGACACACAUGAGAAGACACACAGGAGAGAAACCAUUUGGUUGUGGUGAAUGUGGGAAAAGAUUUCCACAAAACGGAAGUCUUAAGACACACCUGAGAGUUCACACAGGAGAGAAACCAUUUGGUUGUGGUGCUUGUGGGAAAAGAUUUACACAGCAGGGAAGUCUAAGGAAACAUAUGAGAAUUCACGCAGGAAAGCAAAUUUUAACCAACACCUGAAAGACCACAAAUAAAAGAAACCUUUCUUUUCAGUUUCAGAGUCUGAGCAGCUUUCAUUCUUUUUUAUCGUUCCAUGUCUUAUUUUUUCUUUCUCCUGUGUUUGUUUAAUAGUAUAAUAAAUGUUUCUAAUUAAUAUGUGAAAGUUGUUUGUAAAUGAGAGGGAAUGAAAUAGUGUGUUUAACAUAAUUUUCUAUUAAUACUUUUUUGGUACUAAAAAACUUUCAUUUACAGCUCCCAUACUUUCUUCUGUAUUUUUCUUGAAAUAACUGUAUGUGACUGUAAACACCCUAACUGACGAUUAUCAGUGGAGAAAGUGCAUUAUUUAGUUGCCAAUUUUAAUUAAAAUAUACUGUAAACUA
Centropristis striata (black sea bass) is the source of this 4446-nucleotide messenger RNA. Its product is annotated as zinc finger protein 845-like. Gene Ontology annotation, molecular function: DNA-binding transcription factor activity, RNA polymerase II-specific; RNA polymerase II cis-regulatory region sequence-specific DNA binding. The transcript has 5 exons. The record is from RefSeq and is a predicted model, not a curated record. Bases 230 to 4087 code for a protein of 1285 amino acids. Lineage: Eukaryota; Metazoa; Chordata; Actinopteri; Perciformes; Serranidae. Gene Ontology annotation, biological process: regulation of DNA-templated transcription.